AUGCCCGAGGUCGAACAAUCCGUCGCACAGUGGGUUCUCCAAUGCGAAGAACUGGGCGUGUGCUUGACCGGCGAGCUCAUUCGCAAGCAAGCGACAAUCUUUUGCAGCCAGCUUCAAGGAUGGUUUCAAUGUCGUCAUGGCUUUACCAGCAAGAUCCAACACGGCGAGGCAGCGUCAGUUCCACCCGAAGCAGUAGCGUCCGGUCGUGUCGUCGUCCGCAACAUCACCAGAGGCUUCAACGCAAGCGAAGUCUACAACAUGGUUAAGACCGCUUUCUUUUAUCGCAUGUCUCCUCACCGUUCUAUCACCCGAAGCCGUGUGCCUGGAACAAAGAAGUCAAAGGACAGGAUCACGAUUGCGCUUAGCACAAACGCCGACGGAUCCGACGUUGUUGACCCAUUGUUCAUCGUGUCGGCUGCCCGUCCACGCUGCUUCAAUGGUGCUCCCGCAAGUGCUUUGGGCUUUAACUACAUGUCAAGCAAGAAAGCAUGGAUGAACAGUAGUCUCUUCACUUCGUACUUGCGCAACCUGGAUGACCACAUGGCUACCGAGGGUCGCAACAUCUUCAUGUUGGCCGACAACGCGCCAUCCCACAAAGUGGACGAAGAUGUGCAUCUAUCAAAUGUCAAGGUCAAGUUGCUCCCGAAGAAUACAACUACUCACCUGCAGCCUCAAGACGCAGGCAUCAUUGCCUCCUUCAAGGCCAAGCUUAAGCAGCGGCAGUUGCAGAAUGUCCUGGACCAAAUUGACAACGUGAUGUCAGGACGUCAAAAAUAUCAGUAUGAUGUACCUCUUGUAGAAGCCAUGGGAUGGGCCAAAGAGGCGUGGCGAUCUGUGACGCAAUCGACCGUUGUCAACUGCUGGAGCCGCGUCGGCAUAUUGGACAAUGACUUCUAG
Molecule: messenger RNA, 897 nt
Organism: Aphanomyces invadans
Lineage: Eukaryota; Oomycota; Saprolegniomycetes; Saprolegniales; Verrucalvaceae
Exons: 2
Coding region: 1-897 (298 amino acids)
Cellular component (GO): nucleus
Molecular function (GO): DNA binding
Source: RefSeq, a predicted model, not a curated record